CUUGGGUGUCUUGGCGGAGGAAAAGAUGUUAAAAGGCCCUCUUUUGGUUAUCAUAUAAUUUCUCCUGAGAAGCAAGAACCUUUUCCACUGCUGAGGAAGUUAGAAAUCUCUGAAAAUUUAGAACAUGACGACACCAUACAGUUUUGUGAUGAUACCCUAACUCCAGAGGACCUUGCAUGUUUAGCAGAUAAGAAGCUUGCAUCAGCCACAUUCGACAUGAGAACCCCAGCAAAAAAGUCUAAUUCAGAUAGACAAGAAGAACAACACAAGGAAAGUUUUACCUCAAACCCAGAGCCCCAACAGAUUACCAAAGAGGUGUCUCCAGAGCUAAGAUCUAACCAAAUCUCU
This is a messenger RNA of Staurois parvus, 348 nucleotides long. The record is from the annotation of a GenBank genome assembly. NCBI's taxonomy places the organism in Eukaryota, Metazoa, Chordata, Amphibia, Anura, Ranidae.